Molecule: messenger RNA, 2956 nt
Organism: Grammomys surdaster
Lineage: Eukaryota; Metazoa; Chordata; Mammalia; Rodentia; Muridae
Gene: Gulp1
Product: GULP PTB domain containing engulfment adaptor 1
Exons: 11
Coding region: 248-1162 (304 amino acids)
Source: RefSeq, a predicted model, not a curated record
AGCCCCGGCCGUCGCCAGCACCAGUUUGGGCUUCAGUGGAUUGGGAGAAGGAGAGAGAGGAACAGCCCUGGGGUCUGGAGCCCAGUGCCUUUGGAACCUGCACAAAGUUUCCCUGUGGGCCACAAACACGCGAUCGUGGGCUACGGUUCCCGGAGCUCCUGUGACUGCCCCAGUCCAGCGACCACAUCCCUCUACAAGCCAGGGAUACUGGGUAUUACUGAGCUGAGCAAUUGGGAGGCUCUGCAUCAUGAACCGUGCUUUCAGCAGGAAGAAAGACAAAACAUGGAUGCAUACGCCUGAAGCUUUAUCAAAACAUUACAUUCCCUAUAAUGCAAAGUUUCUUGGCAGUACUGAAGUGGAGCAGCCAAAGGGAACAGAAGUUGUGAGAGAUGCUGUCAGGAAGCUGAAGUUUGCAAGACACAUCAAAAAAUCUGAAGGCCAGAAGAUUCCUAAAGUUGAAUUGCAAAUAUCAAUUUAUGGAGUAAAAAUUCUCGAACCCAAAACAAAGGAAGUUCAACACAACUGCCAGCUUCAUAGAAUAUCAUUUUGCGCAGAUGAUAAAACUGACAAGAGGAUAUUCACUUUCAUAUGCAAAGAUUCCGAAUCAAAUAAACAUUUGUGUUUUGUAUUUGACAGCGAAAAGUGUGCUGAAGAAAUUACAUUAACCAUUGGCCAAGCAUUUGACUUGGCAUACAGGAAAUUUCUAGAAUCUGGAGGAAAAGAUGUGGAAACAAGAAAACAGAUUGCUGGAAUGCAGAAAAGAAUCCAAGACUUAGAAACAGAAAAUAUGGAACUUAAAAAUAAAGUACAAGAUUUAGAAAACCAGUUGAGAACAACUCAAGUGUCCUCGUCUCCAGCCAGUGGUGUGACAGUGACUUCUCCUUCCACUGACAUCUUUGACAUGAUUCCAUUUUCCCCAAUAUCACACCAGUCUCCAACAUCUGCUCGAAAUGGCACACAGCUACCACCCAUACCUAACAGAUCUGCAGAGAUCAAACGGGACCUUUUUGGAGCUGAACCUUUUGACCCAUUUAACUGUGGAGCGGGGGACUUUCCUCCUGAUAUUCAGUCCAAAUUAGAUGAGAUGCAGGAGGGGUUCAAAAUGGGACUAACCCUUGAAGGAACAGUAUUUUGUCUCGACCCAUUAGACAGCAGGUGCUGACAUCAUGAAUGAGUGAUCCUGACAUGCUUAAUUUGUUUAUGUACAUAUAUAUCAUUCAUUAUUUUAAGAUAGCUGUCAUACUUGUGCCAAUAUAUUUUUUAAUAUCUAAAUGUUUUUAGAUCUGUUUAAGUAACAAUCUCCUCACUUUCACUGUUGAUUUAUCUUUUAUUUUAAACAGAACGUAGUAUAAUGUGUAUUGGACUUUCAUGUUCUCUUCUAUUUUAUGGGUGAAUUUAUAGUUGAAAAACAAAUUUUCUAAAUGUCUUUCUUGUCUGAAUUUUAAAUUAUCAUUACCUUGACAUUUAUGCUCACUCUCCAGGACAUUAGUUCAUUAUCCUUGUCCCAAAAAGCCAUACCUUGAUAUCUUCCAAGUAUCUGAAGAGACAGACCAAUAUACAUAUUCUAUUUUGACACAAAUAAACAGUCUACCAAUGAUUAGCUGUAGGUCAUUUAGUGAAUAAAAAGUUUGCCUCAUUAUGAAGAUCUAAAGUUUAGCUAUUGUCCUACCAGCUUACUAAAUUCUAUCUGGUAAAAUAAGAAUAUAGGUUUUAGUAGUAAUCAUUCAAAAUAUAUUUAGAAUAUUAGUAAAUAUGAAAUAAUAAUAUCAGUCAUUUAAGUUAUAUUCUAAAAAUGGUUAAUUUGUCUCAAAAAUAACAAUUGAGGAAAAAGUGCUUCCCUGGAAAAUGUAAAAUUUCAUUUCUAAUGUGCUGUCAUAUUAGUGUAACACUGGGCUAGCAUCUGCUCCAGUAUUUUAGGAAAUUAAGCUUUUGCUUUCUACGGAUGUGAUGCCUAUUAUCCAUUUUUAUGUUACCAAUAUUCCGCAGUUAUGAUGUGAUUUUAUGCCUCAAUGCCACAUUAGUCUUCAUACUUUAAAAAUUUGGUGUGGUAAUUUAUUUAAAUUUAAGAAAAUUUAACUAUUUUAAUUUUCAUUUUCUCUGUUAAUAUCAGAAUUUCAUUUUUCACAAAAAAAUCCUUACCAGCUUCAUCUUGAAUAUGAGCAAUAAAACUCUCCAGCACUCAUUCUGAUGUACUGAUAAACCUACCUGUUGAAAAUAUAUGAUUCCAAAAUAUUUACCCAUGAUAUAAAAUACCAGGGCAGAAAAAAUUAUUGUCAAAAGUUCUAAUUUUGUUUAUCACAAUAAAAAGAAAAUAAAGUAAUGAAAAUCUGGGCUAGUUUGUGGGAAUUUUAUCAAAACUAAGUAGCUCUGUUACUCCUGGAGUUCUAUAGAAGUGUUUAAAGUACCUUUUCAUUAGGAACAGAGCAGAAAUCAAAUGUGGUGCUUAUGCAAUUUUAUGUUUGAAUGAUUAUGCUUUAUGGCAUACAUGAGGCUUCCUACUUAUGUUCUCUUAUACCUGCUAACUUAAACUAUAAUUAGCAGGUACUGUGUGUUUUAUCAGGAAGUCUUUGUAGUCCUUGAUUCUCAGUAUUUUGGAAUUUGUAUAAUGAGGAUGUUUAGAAGCCAUCUAUACGGCUUUUUUAAACAGAAUUUGUAUUUUUAAUGUACUUUUAAAAGCUUUAUGUAAUAGAUAUAUAUUUAGCAAACAUUUAGUAUCAAUUGUAACACAUAAGAAUACUAAGAUGAUAUUUGCACAUUUAUGAUAUAUUACUUACCAAUUUUUAAUGAUGACCUGUUCUACUACUGGCAUGAUCAAAUAGUACAUAAAAUUGGUCAUUAAUGUGAACAUUUAUUUCAUCAGUGAAUUUUUAUAAAGACAUGAUUGGAAUUUAAAUUCUAUGUAAACUCAAUGAUAUGUUUGAUUUUGCUGAAAAUAAAAGAUUUUAAAUAAAUUAAA